CACACAUACAUGGAGAGAUUCUUUCCAUGCCAACUGUGCAAAGCAUCACUCUGAUCAUGUUGGGUAAUCAUACAGUGGACUGAGCAUUUAGAUUCUUAACUCAGAAAAGAGGGAAAGGAUUAUUGAAGAUAAGAACAGGAAGCAAAAGCAAAGCACAAGAAUGUGAUUCUUGUCAAUUUAAACAGAGUGGAGCGAUGGGUGCAAAAAUAACCAUCCACUUCAUGUUUUGUUUUGUUUUUGUUUUUUAAUCAAGCAUGGAGAAAAUCAUGAUGAUGGUCUCUGGAUUUGUCAUGAAGGAUCUAUCUUCUUCAGUUCCCCAUGCAGAGUUAUUGGGAGUGCUGGUCAUCAUCACUUCCAUCUCCAUUGUUCUUGCCUACCAUUAUUGCACCACAAAACCCAGAAGGUGCCUACACCCUGAGAAAUUUCAGGAGUUCAAGCUGGUUAAGAAAACAGCAGUGAACCACAAUGUUGCCAGAUUCCGAUUUGCUCUUCCUACCCCGAAAUCCGUCUUGGGUCUUCCUGUUGGGAAUCACAUCAUUUGCAGGGGAAGGGAUGCUGAAGGUCAAGAAGUUACUAAGCCAUACACCCCAAUCACUCUGGAUUCAGAUUUCGGCUACUUUGAACUUGUAGUGAAAAUGUACCCACAUGGAAGGAUGUCUCACCAUUUCAGGGAAAUGCAUGAAGGCGACUAUAUGGCAGUGAAGGGACCUACGGGUCGUUUCACCUACAAACCGGGCCAAGUUAGAGCUUUGGGGAUGAUUGCUGGAGGAUCUGGCAUUACCCCUAUGUUCCAGGUGACUCGGGCCAUAUUAGAGAACCCGAAAGACAAAACAAAUCUGUCUCUUAUCUAUGCCAACACAACAUUUCAGGACAUCCUGUUGAAGGAAGAACUGGAUGGUUUUGCUAGGAAAUUUCCCAGUCGUUUCAAUGUGUACUAUGUGCUGAGUCAGCCACCGGCUGAGGGAUGGAGCGGCGGUGUUGGUCGCAUAACCAAGGAUAUGAUACGAAAUCAUUGCCCAGCUCCAGCUUCUGACAUUCAGGUCCUAAGGUGUGGGCCAUCAGGGAUGAACAAGGCAAUGGCUGCUCAUCUGAAUGAGCUUGGAUACACAGCAGAUAUGCAGUUUAAGUUCUAGAACUGAUUUCUUAUUUUCUCAGUGCUAUGUAUACAAAAUCAUUUCAUUCUAUUCAGCUUACAGAAUAACACAUUUGAAUAUCUUCAAAAAAUUCACUGGGCGUCAAAUGCUAACAUUGUGCAUGGUAAAAGGUUGCUCUGAGUAUGAGCUUUGAAGAGUGGAAGUGUUUCUGUUUCCUUGUUAAUGGGGAGCAGACAUUGGCUUACGUGCACAUAAGUUUCUCAUAUGAUAUUCCGGUCACUGAUCUGGCAGAGCAUUCUGGAGAUGGCUACCAUAUCCCGAUAAUUCAGAUGGUUACAAUAAUUACAACUAGGCAGAACACAAACUCACUACCUCUUCAGUUAUGGACUUCCAUUUCUACAAAAAUGCUAGAAUAUCUGCUGCAAUGUGGAAGUGUCUCCAGAUGCAUGGACUGAAUGACAAAGCUGCCAAUCUAUGUAACGGUGGUUAACCACUGGUGGCUCCAGCAUUGUGGAAGAGGCUUUAAUUCGAAUGCCAUGGGAAAACUCUUAGAUUUUCACGUACAAGUCCCAUCUCCUGAAUGGCUGGCCAUUCCAAUCCCGGAUGACCAGUGUUGUCAGUUGACAACACUCCACAUCUCUUCAAAUCAACAAGAUUCAACCAAGUUAGGCCAAAGAGAAAAUCGAAACACUAACGGAUGCAUAAGCAACAACCACAUUAGCAACGUUAGUUUGUUUUGAAGUUAUGACAUCAAAGAAUGCACAACAUAUGAGAUCAUACCCACAUAAAUUAGGUCAGCGAAAUUGAUCACCUAAAUCAGAGAAUAUCAUACAACUGACUCCUCAUAACAGAAAAAGAGAGGAAGCCAAAAGCAAGAGUAUCAAGGUGUUUAGUAGAAACUAGUAAGGUAUGCUACCUGCAAGAUUCUUUAUGCUGUUAAAUUUUCCUCGCUUUCCUGCUUCCUGUUUUUCCCCUGCCUUUUCCUACAGCAAAUGGAAGAACUGAUUAGUAAACAACAUGCCACAAAAUCAAAGAUCCAUAACCAAAAGGAAGAGCUAAAUUCACCAAAGGAAGACCAUGAUCACAGAAAUAAUAGACACGUACACGACAUGGCUAAGUAUGGCACCACCAGUAUACUAGUUUAUGACUACUUUCACUGCUAAAAUAAUGUUCAUGGGUCCAUUAGAAACUCCCUAUCAUAUCCAUAACGGCAAACAUUCCAGUCAAUGUUCCUCGGAUGUUUUCGUAACAUAUGACAACUUAACACCGAGAGAAGUUCCACACAACUAACUGGACGCAGAUCAAUAACCACUAUCAGCAUAGUAUAAUAUGUAACUCAUUUAACUUCCGGUUCACCCCUUUCUCCUCACUGCUUGGUCUCCCUAACCACAUACAAAAGCCUGACCUGAGAAACAAAUAGUUGACUGCCCAAAAACGACCAGAUCAGAAAAUAAUAGCCUAUGAACAAAACAGGAAUCAACUC
Messenger RNA from Linum trigynum, 2577 nucleotides. The record is from the annotation of a GenBank genome assembly. NCBI's taxonomy places the organism in Eukaryota, Viridiplantae, Streptophyta, Magnoliopsida, Malpighiales, Linaceae.